Molecule: messenger RNA, 2232 nt
Organism: Phoenix dactylifera (date palm)
Lineage: Eukaryota; Viridiplantae; Streptophyta; Magnoliopsida; Arecales; Arecaceae
Molecular function (GO): DNA binding
Source: RefSeq, a predicted model, not a curated record
CACGCCUCUUUCCAUUCCCCUUCUCUGUUAUUUUUUCCUCCCUCUCUCUCUCUCUCUCUCUCUCUCGUACUCAUCAACAGAUGGUGUUGCUUUCUCGAGAAGGGUAGAUUGCCUUGGGGACGGGAGAAAGAAUUCCUCGAAGGCCUUCUCCUCGCUCCUCCUCCCUUCCGCCAUGGAAGGGUCUCAGGAUGUGUAUUACAAAGAGAAGACAGUCUCUCCCGAAAAAACCAAGAGAAAGAUGAAGACUCCUGCACAGGUUGAGGCAUUAGAGAAAUUCUAUAAUGAGCACAAAUACCCCAGUGAACUAAUGAAGUUGCAGUUUGCAAAGCAAAUAGGGUUGUCAGAGAAGCAGGUCUCUGGAUGGUUCUGCCACAGAAGAUUGAAAGACAAGAAACUAAUGCAAGGUGAAGUUUAUGCAAAUGGAAAACAUUAUAAUGGUCUAGUACAUGAUCGCACUAGUGGACUUAGACAGGAAUCAUGUAGCAGUACUAAACAAGGGGAUAGGUAUUUUGAUCUGAAAGAAGUACAAAGCAAAAGGUCUUAUGGCCAGACUUCUUCAUCUGCUGGUCUUGCUCUUGAGCCGAGGGGUCGGCAGUUGAAUGUUGGAUGUCAUGCUAAUGCAGAUGAUAGAUCUUCAGGAAGUAGCUCAGCAUCACAAGGAAGGUUGCUGCAACAGGUUGAGGAUCCUCCUUCUUUGGUGUCCUCAGGGUAUCCAUCCCAGGGUGACAAUUACAUGUUGAUGAAUACCAGGGGUGUAAAGAGCAGAGGACCUAUGAUGCAUUCCAGAUGCUCAUAUUUUCAGGUUGAGAAUGAGCAUCCAGCUAUCUCUUCUGUUAAGCGCAAAUUAGGAAGACAUUACUGUGAAGAUGGUCCACCUCUUGGUGUCAAUUUUGACCCACUUCCACCUGGUGCAUUCGAUUCACCAAUUCGAGAUUCAAAUUUUGAACCAUAUUAUGUGGGAGAUUCUAUGCUCCAUGGUGCUAGUUGCAUCCCUAGGAUUACAAAGGAAACUAAGGUGUAUGAUAAAUAUAGGCACGAGGAACUUUCAAAUGGCUCAUAUCCGGAAGCAAUUGGCUUUAGAAAAAGCAUGCAAGGAUUUGUUGAUCAAGAUGGCUUGCUUGGCUGUCAAUUAAACUCAAAGGCUUCGCUGACCAAGCAGAGUGGUUCUGUCCCAAAGCAGACCAGUCUAAUGGAAAAAAUUGAAGAUUUUGGAGGCAAAACUUCUGACUAUAACAGCCGGAGCAACAAAAGACAUGCUAAGUACAGAACUAAAGAGGGUGAAAAUAGUGUUGGGCAUCUCUUUCAUAUAAAUGGUCAAAAAGCUUAUACCAACAAAGCAUUUCCUCAUCCUCAUAAUCAUUAUAACUACAUUUCUCAAGUGUCUCAGAGGGAAGAAUUCAAGAAAUCCAAGUUUUCAAAAUCAGCAUGUAAAAGCAACAAUUUUCUUGAUACUGAGGAUGUACUGAUACCCAGAAGAUCCCUGAAGUUGGGCAGGAAGGUGAGCAGCAUGCAAUUUCAACAGCAGGAUUAUGUAACCAAAAGUUCUGUGAAACACUCAUGGAGAAAACCAGUCAUAAGGAAUAAUGGAAAUAUGGCAACUACUUUAAGUGAGGAUGAAACUGGUGGCACUGCUUCUUCCAUAGAGUAGGAAGGGUGUCAACUGAAAGUGGAUCCAUGUUGUUGUGAAAGAUCUCUCAAGGAAGAAUCUGAAACUUGGGAGGUGUACAAUCAAAGGAACAGCCAUAUUUCAUGGCAUUAGAAAUGUGCUGCAUGGAUAGGCAUGGUGCCCCAGCAAGCUGCAUCUAAUUUCAAGUGUUGGACAUGGUUAUGCCACCCAUUUCAAGAAAACUGUUGUACAUAUAUAUAUAUAUAUACAUAUUCCCAUAAGUCACUUAGAACAAGGCUGAUAUGAGAGGAACUUUCAGCCAAAAAAAUGUGACUUGAUCUAUGCUCUCCUCGUCUGGUUCCGUAACGUUUUCUAUGCACAGCAAAUGACUCUCAACUCGUUACCUGGUGGAGGAUCUAUGAUGGGUUUUUUGUUGUAAAAAGAUUCCAAACUCAUUCGAGUUACUCUGUAAUUUUGUAUACUUCUCCGGUAGAUGCAGGCAGCUUUAUCUGUAACUGGAAAAAAAAAGAGUAGAAUUUGCAUUUGUUUGUAGCAUCUUGGAUGUGAAGAGUCUUUUGAGAUUGACUUAAAGAUGAAUCUAGGCCUAGUAGUUUUAGAGUUCCGUA